AUGGCCCUCAUACAUUUGCAUCUCUUUUUUCUCCUUUCUCUCUUGUGGUCGACCGGGCUGAUUUGUUCGGCAUGCCCCUCGCCUUGCUCAUGUAUGUAUCAAGGUGGCAGUAACGACACCAGACUCAGAUUUGUGGAGUGUAGGGAUCCAGCCAUCGUUAUGGUCCCAACAGGCCUACCAGCAGACACCUUCAAACUGAGGUUGCAGAAGACAUCAGUGGUUCGUGUGCCAAAGGCUUCGUUUUCAGCACUCGAGCAACUUCGGUACCUAUGGCUCACCUACAACUCCAUCACAACACUUCACCCACGCAGUUUUUCCAAUCUCUCCACCCUCCAUGAGCUGCGAUUAGAUGGGAACCUCCUGUCAGUCUUCCCCUGGGAUGCUCUCAGAGACAUGCCCCGCCUGCGCACACUGGGGCUUCACAACAAUCGCUUGACAAGGAUCCCUGUCCAUGCAGCACGUUUCCUUGCUAACAUCACCUAUUUGGAUCUGUCGAGUAACAGACUGACCACCUUGCCCAAUGAAGUGAUUGCUGCCCUGCCUUUUUAUCCACCCUUCAACCCAGCUCAACCCCAAAGCAGAGUGGUGCUGGGUCUGCAGGAUAACCUGUGGGUGUGUGACUGUCGUCUUGCUCUACUUUUGGAGCUCAGUAGAGCAACAGAAUCCUAUCUGGUUCUGCUGGACCGAUACCUGGUGUGUAGCGGUCCGAAGGAGUUUUCUGGCGUUCCCUUCCAGAGUGUGGAACUGCCUCGCUGCCUCAAACCCUCUGUGCUGACCUCCACCACCAAGAUCAUAACUCCGUUAGGAGGUAACGUGAUGGUGCGGUGUGAAGCAACAGGCUUCCCCACACCAGUUCUCAUCUGGAUCAAAGCAGCAGGCCCCAACAUCAGCAACACAGUUUUCCAGAACUCCCCACAGGUGGGGAUCCGGUGGUCUGUGAUAAGCCUGAACGGGAUCUCGUACAGGGAUGCCGGUGAGUACCGUUGCCGGGCACACAACAUGGCCGGCUCAUCAGAGGCGUCCAUCAGCCUGGAUGUGGUUGGAGUCAUUACCAGAAAAUCAGCUCUCAAGAUGCCUGCCCAGAAACUCAGCAAUGAAUCCCCCCCUACCCUACAAAGCGGCCCCUCGGCUUUGGAGUCAGUUCCCAGGCGGUACAUGAACUCCCCCAAAACCAGCCGGAAUAAGAUGAAAAGGGAUCAACUGAAAAGGAACAAGAUGAAGCGGGAUCAUAUAAAGCGGCAGAAGAUGAAAAGGGACAAGAUGAGUGCCCGGCAAAUCAAGUGA
Messenger RNA from Sardina pilchardus (European sardine), 1284 nucleotides. It is a transcript of the gene lrit3b, whose product is annotated as leucine-rich repeat, immunoglobulin-like and transmembrane domains 3b. NCBI's taxonomy places the organism in Eukaryota, Metazoa, Chordata, Actinopteri, Clupeiformes, Clupeidae. Gene Ontology annotation, molecular function: protein binding. The transcript is spliced from 4 exons. The record is from RefSeq and is a predicted model, not a curated record. Bases 1 to 1284 code for a protein of 427 amino acids.